Entamoeba invadens IP1 is the source of this 693-nucleotide messenger RNA. RefSeq lists its product as hypothetical. Gene Ontology annotation, molecular function: protein binding. The record is from RefSeq and is a predicted model, not a curated record. The transcript has a single exon. Lineage: Eukaryota; Evosea; Mastigamoebida; Endamoebidae. The coding region runs from base 1 to 693 and encodes 230 amino acids.
AUGGCAGACGUGGAGGAUAUCAUUUGCGACGCACAAGACGCUUUUUUUGAAGGAAAGUACGAAGAAGCAAUUUCACUCUGUUUGAAAGCACUCGAAGAAGGAAAUGACGACGAUGUGUACGAGUUGUUAGUUCUUUCACAUUUUGAACGAAAUGAUUACACAAGCGCGUUUGAGAGUGCUGAAAGGUGGUACAAAGUCGCAAAAAGAUUGAAUAAAGUGAGGGCGCGUCUUGCAUUACUAAGGUCGUCGUAUUUGAUUGACAACAAACAAAGUUUUGAGACGGUUGCUGUUGAGAUGUUAGGCAUAAAUGAGUCGAAAAGUGAAGUGGCGUGUCUCUACCUCGACAUGUUCCCAGAGAAAAGCAAUUACAUCUUAAAUUUGUUAGCAAAAGACACUGACGAAUUCUGUGGAGCGAUCGUAAGACGUCUUGAAGGUAAAAUCGCUGUAAGUGAAGAAGACGUAGAAUUGAGACAAUGUGGGAAUGAGGCUUAUUCAAUUGGGGUCAUCGCAAACACUGCAUUGCUCAGUAAAUGUGUUAUUCCAGAAGAAGACAUCGAAAGAAUUAAAGUUUGGGAAAAACUGGGAGCUGAACUCCCCUAUGUCCGCGACUCAGUGACUUUUCUUCGACAUCUUCCUCUCGAAAAGCAACGGGGAGUGCACUUCAUAUUCAGAAAACACUGUAAGCCUCAGUAG